This is a messenger RNA of Neodiprion fabricii, 340 nucleotides long. RefSeq lists its product as uncharacterized. NCBI's taxonomy places the organism in Eukaryota, Metazoa, Arthropoda, Insecta, Hymenoptera, Diprionidae. Bases 6 to 317 code for a protein of 103 amino acids. The transcript is spliced from 2 exons. The record is from RefSeq and is a predicted model, not a curated record.
AGACUAUGACAGCUGGUGGUCGCAGCCAGAUGAACGGUCUUACCGGGACUGAAGGAAUCUGGAUCGGGACAACCGAUGGAUUUAUAGAAAUUCCCAGAAAUGUAUCGGAAUGGGAUUCUGCAUGGAGGAAGGAAGGCUGUUAUUCUGCAGAGGGCAUCCACUAUGAGUACGCUAUGAACAGUUCCAUGGAAUGUACAAACUUGCAGCCUUGGUUUUUAAUGGAACAAGGAGGCGAGUUGAGUGGUUUCGGAUUACAGGGAUUCGGUAAUACGACUUACGAAAAUCGUGACUGGCACGAACACUUUGCACCAAAUUAAUUUAGAGACGUGAUACCGACAAC